This is a messenger RNA of Paramecium tetraurelia, 651 nucleotides long. RefSeq lists its product as uncharacterized. Lineage: Eukaryota; Ciliophora; Oligohymenophorea; Peniculida; Parameciidae. The transcript has 2 exons. The record is from RefSeq and is a predicted model, not a curated record.
AUGAUUCAUAUUCACAAGAUUUGUGAACAAUUAUACUUAUAACUCUUUUACAAUUUUCAAACAAAAAAUAAUUAGAACAGUGCUGUGAAUAAUCCCCAAGAAUUGCUUUCAUCUAGACCUCUAAAUCAAGACCAGCAAUAUUAUAUUAAACAGUAAUCAUUUCGAAAAGUUGAAGAGUGGCAAAAGUAAUAAGACUUAUUGGUUAAACAUUCCUAAUAAAAUAAUCACUUUAUUCCUAAUUAUCCUUAAAAGACAUCAAAAGAUUUAUCCUAGAGGUAUCAAAGGCAUUAUGCUUAAAACAGAUCGAUUGAUAGAGACAAAGGAAAAAAUGAGUUAUAAUAAAAAAUUAAUUAAAGUGUUAAUGUGAAAACUGAUGUAAUCGAAUAACCAAUAAUUUCAAUUAAGAUAAAAACAGAAGAAAAUUAAAAGAAAUCAAAUCUGAGAAAAGUUAAAAAGUAAACACUUGAAAAAAAGACGGUAAAAAUUGAAGAUCAUAGAAAAUCUAAUUCAAAAUCACCUGAAAAUUAACAACAAUAAAUUAAUAAGCCUCCUUUGCCAAAGAUAAUGAAGAAGGAACAAGAACAAAGUCCAGUUAUAUAAUCUCAACCUGGUUUAGAAACUGUAGACUAAUUUCUACAAAAAGCAAAAUGA